AUGGCUGUGGAUAAUAUUAAGCACCUGCCUGAAAUACAGAAGACCAUUGAUGAUUUGAAAAUUCAUCAAUCGAAUAAUGAUCGACAAUUGACCAAUCAAUAUGGUUACAUAGCAUUUAACAAGUCCAAAGUAGAUUCAACAUCUCGACUGUCUCAAUAUAUUCGUUUGGCUCUGACAACCGAUGCUGAAAAAGUCGUUCAAUUCAUGCAUCAGGGCUGGUGUUUACCUACACCGGACUUGAUCAUUUCGGUAACGGGUGGUGCAAAGCAUUUUGACAUGUCACCACGUCUCCGGAAUAUCUUUCAAAUGGGUCUAGUCGAUGCUGCUGCUACCACAAAUGCAUGGAUAAUUACAACUGGAACAAAUGCAGGUGUGGUUCAAGAAGUAGGCGAAGCUCUGAAUAAUUAUCGAUACAUAGGCAAUAAACAAGGUCUAGAUAUUCCUUGUAUUGGCAUCGCCAGUUGGAAUUAUAUAGCGGACAAUAGUCAACUUGAAAUAACGAAUCCCGCAAAUUCCACACGUAUUCAAUCAUACAUAGUGAGAAAGUCACCGAAAGGAAAAUGUCAUUUGGAACCAAAUCAUACACAUUUCCUGUUGUUUGAUGAUGGAAAAGAUAAUCCCAGUAGUGUUUUAGGAUUACGAGCCCGCAUUGAAAUGCUAUCAAGAGAUCCAAGUUUAGCACAGCGAUCCCAUGUACAUCAAGUAGCAUAUGGAUUCAGGACAGAAAAUGGUAUUACAUCGCAAGACCUUAUUACGACGCAAUCAACUCAUAUGAAUACAAUGCAGUUGCCACCUAUAGAACCGAUAUGGGAUACACUCAUACCGAUCGUCAUGGUUCUUCUAGAAGGUGGUGCUUCUUCACUCAAUACUGUUUCCAAGGCACUGAAAGAAAACACUCCGAUUGUUGUUGUCAAAGAAUCUGGUCGUGCCGCUGAUUUCGUUGCCUAUGUGUACGAAUACUUUUCGAAUACCAAUGAUCAUGCACAACACCAACCAUCGGAUGACAUAUCGAUAGAAGUUCAAAAGAAUCAUAGCUGGAUCUCAGACAUUAAACAUCCGAUUUCAUUAAAUGAACUAAAUGACUUAUAUGAGACAAUACGCACACAUAAAGAAUUCGUGACCAUUUUCAAUUUCAACAGUGAACAGUAUAACGGUAAUCUUGACGAUGCAAUUCUCGAAGCUGUACUCAAUGCUGCUAAAGUAUUAACUAAUAGAAAUAACAAUUACAGUCAAACAGUCGAACUCAAAUUAGCGAUGGCUUGGAACAAAUUUGACUAUGCUAAAAAGAAAAUUCUAACAGAUACGAUCAUUUCAAAGUGGAAAAAAGAAGAUCUUCAACGUGCUCUCGUUGAUGCUCUUCGACGAGGUCAUGUUGAUUUUGUUGAAUUACUCAUCGAAUUGGGCGCAUCUCCAGCGAAGUUAACCGUUGAUGAUCUCGAACGACUCUAUGUGUCAGCAUCUAUUGGAUCAAGUUUACCAUGUGGAAAGAAAAAGAGACGAACAAUAGCAACAAGGAAAGAUUUCUACAAGGCCUAUUUACUCGAAGAACCGAAACUUGACAAAGAUCAGAGCACCAAGAAUCUUUUAUUAGGAGAAUAUGGUUUACGUGAUCUCUUUAUUUGGGCCAUCUUUCUUGAUCGAGUCGAUCUUGCUACGUAUUUUUGUUCAAAAACAUGGAAUCCAUUGGUAGCUCCAUUGAUUGCUGCCUGGAUCUAUCAAAGAGCUAGAAGCAGCACACUAAAUUCGGAACUAAAAGAAAAAUACCAUGUGACAGCCGAGACUUUUGAUGGUUAUGCAAGAUCAAUUAUUGAUCAUUGUUUUGACAAUAACAAAAUAUUUGCAAUUAAACUUCUCAGGGGUCCGAUUGCAACUUUUUACAAUGCUCAUCCAUUGAAACGUGCACGCGAGGCUAAUUGUCGAAAAUUUAUAGCAUCACCAUGUGUUCAAAGAUAUCUGAAUAAUUUAUGGUUUGGUCAUAUCAAUUAUCACCUCACGUGGAUCGACAUUCGAGUUUUCCUCUGUACACUAUUUAUUCCACUUCUUCCAUUUGGUUCUGUCUUCUUACCCUACGUGAGAAGAUCUAACACGUCUUCUACAACUGUACAGCCUUCGUUAAGCACAAAUUUUGAUGCUAACACCGUCUCAACAGAAUUGCCUAAUCAACCAUUUCAACCUCGCAGUGUUCAAUGGUAUCAAAAGAUAGGCUACUUUUAUGCCGCGCCCAUAGUUCGAUUUUAUUACAAUGUAAUAUUUUUCAUACUAUUUCUUGGCCUAUUCAGUUAUGUUUAUCUUGUUGACUACUUUCCGCUGAAUAUUUAUCAUGAAACUCGAUCAGGCUAUUAUAAUUUACUGGUGCCUAUUCCAGAAAUCAUGCUUCAUAUAUGUUUAUGGAGUGUGAUUUGUGAAGAAACAUAUCAAGUAGUUCAUAAGACGCUCAAAGGCAAUUUUAUUACCGAUCUGUGGAAUAUACUUGCUAUUAUAGCAAUUGGCCUUUAUAUUAUCGGUUUCAUUACACGAUUCAUAGUUUCUGAAGCAGUAUUUACUGUUUCAAAAAUUUUCAUGGGUCUUGACCUAAUCGUUUGGUAUAUUCGAAUUCUUCAUCUAUUCGCUGCUUACGAACGACUCGGUCCGAAAUUGGAAAUGAUUUUCAAAACGAUAAAAGAUUUAUUGUUCUUUGUAUGUUUCAUUGUCAUCUUUCUACUCGGCUUUUCUAUCACAUCCUGGUCACUUAUCAAUACUACAUCACAAGUGAACUGGACCUAUACUGGAGAUGGACAACUAGCUUAUGUGACUACAAGCAGUGCUGAUAAUAAUCUAAAAUCGUGGCAAACACUGCGAGAUGUAAUCAAUUAUGGUGUUUGGAAAAUAUUUGGACAAGUAGAUCCAAUCACUGAUACCAAUGCUUAUUCUAAUGUAGCCUUCGUUCUAGCCAUUAUCUUUGUUACAAUUGCUAAUGUUCUUCUACUUAGUUUGCUAGUAGCUUUGUUCAAUGUGACUAUUCAAAAUGUUACCCAACAAUCAUACGUUUUAUGGCGCUACCAACGUUUUUUACUUGUUGAUGAAUAUAAAAGACGAUCUCUAUUACCACCUCCAUUCAACAUUUUUUACUAUAUUGUAAUGGUCGUCCGAUGUACUUACCUACGAAUAUCAUCUUAUAGAAAGCGACAUAUGAAAGUUUCGACUCAUGACACAGUACCGAGCAUAAGAAUAGAUGCUGAUACUGAUAUUGAUUCUCAAUCAGAAUUGGAAAUUACUGAUGAUAUGAAGCGUGAGAGAGCAAUUGUUAGUCACUAUUGGGCUAAAACAUUCAAAAGUCAAAAGAAAGAUCGAAAUGAAACGAAGUAA
Messenger RNA from Rotaria sordida, 3345 nucleotides. Lineage: Eukaryota; Metazoa; Rotifera; Eurotatoria; Philodinida; Philodinidae. The record is from the annotation of a GenBank genome assembly.